GUGCAAUUGUUUCACAACGGAAGUAAAUACGCAGCGGACAGUUAAACGGAACGCACCAGCAUUUGCAAUCUGUUUUUAUUGUUAUUAUUUCAAUUAUUUCCUUACUGGCAUGUAAUAUAUUCUACGGUAUUCUUCCCCCCUGCCACAUAUUUCAUUUUUGAUAAGAUGUUUGCCAAACCGUUUCGUGUUAAAUCCAACAUCGUAAUGAAAGGAUCCGACAGGAGGAAGCUCAAGGCUGACAUAGCAGCAGCCUUCCCCUCUCUGUCCUCUGAUGAAUUAUCAGAGCUAGUCCCAAACAAAGAAGAAUUCAAUGUUGUGAAGAUUUAUACACACAAGGGAGACGCUGUGACAAUAUACGUCGGUCAUAAAAACCCGCUCUUCUUCCAAAUGGAAAAACAACUUUAUCCCACAGUCUAUAUGCUUUGGCGCUACCCGGCUGCCCUGCCUACAUUCAGGACGUGGGCCCCUGUUCUUCACAAGUUGGUCGGAGGAGCUGAUCUUAUGCUUCCUGGUGUGGUAGUGUCUUUUGAUGGACUCCCGGAUGUAAAACGGGGUGACUCCUGUGCUGUCACACUUGUGAAUAAUAAGUAUGUGUUUUUGGAUUUGUUGGUUUUCUGUCGAGCUUAUUUGACAGAACUUUAUGAUUUCAGAGCUCCUGUUGCAAUUGGCACCGCUGCGGUUUCCAGUGCGGAAAUGCAAAGUUUGGGCAUGAAAGGAAGAGGAGUGUGUGUCUUGCACUCGUACAUGGAUCAUCUCUGGGCUUUUGGAGAAAAGUCCAGUCCUCCCACGUUACGAGAUGCCGAGGGUGGAGCACCUGAUCUGAAUGGUGACCAAUGUCUGGCUGAGGAACAAGAAGAAGAUGAGGAGGAGGAAGCUGAGCAUCAAGCAAGCCAGCUGGUCAAAGAUCAAGCCUGCCCUGCUGUUGCUGAGCAGGCGGAAGGAGAAGUUGAAAAGGCCAAUGAGGAAGGGGAGCAGGCCCACCAAGAUGAGAAGUCACCACAAGAGGUCAUGGAUGCUUUGCUUUGGCAAUGCUUCCUCCUGGCACUCAAAAGCAAGGUGAAGAAAUCAGAGCUCCCUCUGCUGACAAGCACUUUUCUCCGCAACCACAUGGUCUCCUGCUGCCCGAGUGGUAAACACUUAGAUAUCAAAAAAUCCAGCUAUAAAAAGCUUUCCAAGUUCCUCCACGUCAUGCAGCAGCAGCACAGCCUCGUACGUGUGAAGGAACUGACGAAGGGCGUGGAGAGCAUCGUAGAGGUGGACUGGAAAAGCCCAGAACUCCGCUUCUCCGCUCCCGUGGAGACGGAAGCGGUUCCACAAACGGAAGCACUGUAUCAUCCUCCCGAGAUCACCGCUUUAUACUCGGUGCCGGCCCGACUGCAGCCUCUUUUUCAGGACGCAAACAAAAGGAAAGGAGUGGCACUGCAGCCCACGGAGGUGAGAAGCAUCGUCACGGAGUACGUGAAGAACAACGACCUGGUGGAUGAAACCAAUAAAAAUUACGUGAGAAUCAACCCAACCCUGUGCGACUGUCUGCUGGAGAAAUCAGAGUACCAGGACGUGGAGACGCUCAAGUGGGACGAGCUUUUCAGCAGAACCUUGGAGAGAAUGCAGGAAUGCUACCAAAUCGCGUACCCUGGACAAACACCUCAAAUAAAGAAGGGACAUAUUGAGCCCAUUGAUGUCUCUGUGGCUUCCCGAGGAUCCAAUAAGAAGGUGACUGUAAUAAAAAACCUGGAGGUAUACGCUUUGGACCCUUCUGCCGUCGCCAUUGCAUUGCAGCGCAGAGUUCAAGCCAGUUCAGUCCUCCAGGCCGUCCCGGGGGCCAAAGACAAAGUCCUGGUCCAGAUUCAAGGCAACCAGAUUCAACAAGUUGGACAUUUACUGCUAGAUCAUUAUGGAAUUCCUCGCAAGUACAUCCAAGGAUUAGAGAAAGCUUCGAAAGGUGGAAAGAAGUAGCAGGAGUUUAACGCUAUACCUGAUAUACUGUCUCCAUGGCUUACAAAGACGCCACACUGUAUGUAAACAUUCCUCUGGGCCUUUUGUGUACGGUCGUCUUUUCACAGGACUCGACAUCGGCUGGUGCUCCGUUUACACAUUUAGCGCCGUCUUAAAAUCGGGCAGCAAGUCAUCCCAAAUGUCUUUCAAGUGUUUCAUAUCAUGCGAACAGAUUUUAGCCCCCCAAAAUAAUCAGUCAUGUAAUCAGUAUUUCUGAAGGGGAGAACCAUCACUAUGUAAAAUAAAUAUUUUGUCAACGUGGAA
This is a messenger RNA of Syngnathus typhle (broad-nosed pipefish), 2259 nucleotides long. RefSeq names its product eukaryotic translation initiation factor 2D (gene eif2d). Bases 166 to 1956 code for a protein of 596 amino acids. Gene Ontology annotation, biological process: formation of translation preinitiation complex; translational initiation. The transcript has 14 exons. The record is from RefSeq and is a predicted model, not a curated record. Gene Ontology annotation, molecular function: RNA binding; translation initiation factor activity. Lineage: Eukaryota; Metazoa; Chordata; Actinopteri; Syngnathiformes; Syngnathidae.